GCUACCAACUGAAUGAAGAGUGGAAUUGAAAUCUUUCGAACAAAUAGUUCGUAUUGAAUCCAAUGUUUAUCAUGAAAAUUUAUGUCAUCUCGAAAUGAUAAUUGAAAAUAGAUUUGUUUUCCCAAUUUUCCUAUUCAGAUUCAGCAGUAUUUUCUUUUCCAGAGUUAAUUAAGUGAAACUAUCUAGAGACGCCCUCUGGCCGUAUCUCAACCCAAGCUUGGCCGCCAUGUCUAAACCUGAAGUUCGACUGCGUCUUUGUAAUUCGUGCUGUGCUAUUCUGUAUUGUUUCAAAAAGACAGUGGUUUUAAUUGCUAAAGAACAAUGAAAUUAUCAGGACAUGAGUUAAUUGCGAACUCUAAUUACUUGUGGAGUGUUUAUUAGAUCUGUGCAAAUCGAUAAGUUUGCUUUUGAAGAAGGUACUCCAACUUCUCAACAUCGUAUUUUUAGUUCGGCCGCCAUAUUGGCGUUAAUAUCUUUUCACAAGAUAUCUGCCACGGUUUGGAGCUCUCCACUCCACCCCUACCCUGACCUGCAAGGUAGUAUAUUUAUUAGUCCACGAAUGUGAUGGCUUCUUUCUAGGUGCAACAGCACCAAAACAUUUUUAUUAUGAUAGAAUGGUUAAAAGUCAGAGGAUAUAGCUGAUGCCUCUUAGUAAGAAAUUGGAUGAACCUCUUGUUACAGUUGAGGUAGAUUGCUGACUCCAGCACAAUGCAGCAGGCGGUGGAUCCCCUUGCUACGACUAGCACGCCAACUGCGGAGCCAGUCAAUGGCGCGCCUGCGGAGGAAACUCCGCGGCGGCAGGGGCGCAUGACUAACCAGCUACAGUUUCUACAAAAAAAUGUCAUGAAGGCCGUGUGGAAGCACAAACUAGCAUGGCCUUUCCAUCAACCUGUGGACGCAAAAAAAUUAAACCUACCAGAUUAUCACAAAAUUAUAAAGAAACCUAUGGAUCUUGGAACUAUCAAAAAGCGGCUCGAGUCAAACUAUUACUACUCUGCACAGGAAUGCAUCCAGGAUUUCAACACCAUGUUUACUAACUGUUAUGUGUACAAUAAACCUGGAGAAGAUGUGGUCAUCAUGGCACAAACUCUAGAGAAGCUAUUUCUCAACAGGAUAGCUCAAAUGGACAAAGAGGAGAAGGAGAUAGAGCCUCCAUCGAAAGGUGGUAAAGGUGGUGGUGCCAAAAAGCGGGUAAGCGGUCCGCCGGCGACCCCCGGCGGCACCACGCCCGGGACCGGCGCGGCCGUGCGGCCUCCUGUGAAGGCGGCGGCCGGCAUGCUGCCCGCCAUGUUCCCCGCCGCGCCCGCCGCCACCAGCGCGCCGCCCGCCGCCACCACGCCGCCCGCCACGCACACCGGCUUACCGCAGCAGGUGACGACGCAACCUUCGAGUUUCCAUGUGACGCAACCCACUACACCUGUUACAUCCAUUCCUACUGUCGCUCUAUCACAAACUCAGCCAGCUAAGGUGAAAAAGGGAGUAAAGAGAAAAGCUGAUACAACCACACCCAUGGGAAGUUCCUUUGAAGGUGGCUAUACGACGCCUACGAUCGACCAGCAAAGUGGCCCUAAACCCGCAAAAAUAUCCACACGACGGGAAAGUGGGAGACAGAAAAAGACAAGUAGAACAGGAGAAGAUAAUUUCAAAGGUGGAUUGUCACCCGGUGUGGGUGGCGCAGGCGCGUCGCACCAUUCAGUUAUGACCCCACAGUUAGCUAAAAACAAAGAGAAAUUAUCUGAUGCCUUGAAGAGUUGUAACGAAAUAUUGAAAGAAUUAUUCUCAAAGAAACAUUCGGGCUAUGCUUGGCCGUUUUAUAAGCCAGUAGAUGCAGAAUUACUUGGACUUCAUGAUUAUUUUGAUAUUAUAAAGAAACCUAUGGAUCUUGGUACUGUGAAACAAAAAAUGGAUAAUAGAGCAUAUAAAACGGCCGCCGAAUUCGCCGCUGAUGUACGCUUAAUAUUCACAAAUUGUUAUAAGUAUAACCCACCAGAUCAUGAUGUUGUAGCAAUGGCUCGGAAACUACAGGAUGUGUUUGAAAUGAGGUAUGCUAAAAUACCGGAUGAGCCCAUUCAUGUUGGUGUAACGCACAUAGACAAGGGUAGUUCGGCAUCGAGUUCAGAAUCCGGCUCAGAAUCUGAUUCGGAAUCUGAUGACUCUGAAGAGGAAAGAAAUAAUAAAGUCAAACUUCUCGAGAAGGAACUUCUGGCCUUACAAGAAAAGAUGAGGAAACUUGUCGAAGAGUCGAAUACAAAGAAGAAGGCGAAAAAGAAAAUGAAGGAGAAAACAAAGAAACAAAUCACAAACAGCACAAUACCUAAGGCGAACACGGUGGCCGCUUAUGGAGGAAAGACGAACAAUAUUGCGGACAAUUUGGCGACGCCGCCGGCGCGGGGCAAGACGGGGCGGUCGCGGGGGGCGGGCGGAGCCGGCGCGGGAGCGGGCGGCGCGGGCGGCGCGGCGGGCGGGGCGCCGGGCCGCGCGCCCGGCCCGGCGCGCGCCGGCCUCGGCAAGAAGAAGGGCGCCGCGCCCGCGCCCGCGCCCGCGCCGCACGUGUUGCCGCACCACGACUCCGAGGACGAGGAUGUCGCUAAGCCCAUGUCUUAUGAUGAGAAGCGGCAGCUGUCUCUCGAUAUUAACAAACUGCCGGGUGACAAGCUUGGCAAAGUAGUCCACAUAAUCCAGAGUAGAGAACCUUCCCUUCGGGAUUCUAAUCCAGACGAAAUUGAAAUUGAUUUUGAAACAUUAAAACCUUCAACACUAAGAGAAUUAGAAAAUUAUGUAGCAUCAUGCCUACGCAAAAAGACACACCGUAAAAUGUCGGGCAAAUCUAAAGAUGAACAAAUGGCAGAGAAAAAGCAAGAAUUAGAAAAACGGUUACAAGAUGUUUCUGGGCAGCUGGGCACAAACAAAAAGCAACAACAGAAAAAAGAUGGCAAGGACGGCCUAGGCGGCGGCAUGUCGUCGUCGUCGAGCUCCUCCGACUCCUCCAACUCGUCGUCCAGCACCGACACCAGCUCCUCCGACAGCAGUGACAGCGAAGCAGGCACAGGUUCCGGAAGGACUCCCAAAAAGAAAGCCAAGAAGCAGCCGGCUCAUCCACCACAAAUAAAGGCCCUGCCUCCGGCCGCGCCCGCGCCUGCAGCGCUCCCUGCGCCGGCGGCGUGCAGCGAGCCCGCGGCCGGCGCCAAGCCCGAGCCCGCGGCCGGCGCCGCGCCCGAGCCGGCGCCGGCCGCCGCGCCGCCGCCCGCCCAGGACGUGCCCGACUCCUCCAUCCCGCCCGCCGCCGAGGAGCGGAAACCUACGCCCGAGGUGGAACCCCGCAACGGACUGGACAAAGUCGACACCUCUCACUAUAUUGACCCUAUCGAGCGCUCUCUGGCCAGCCUCGAGAGGAGUUUGAACGCGGAUGUGCCGAUGGACGUGAGUGUAGGGGUAUCCGAGUCCUCUUUGCGUUUGGAAGAAGACUUUUCUUUACCUAAAACGCAGAUGAUGCCCGACGCUGCUCAUCAAAAUCUUAUGGCCCAGCUGGGCGGUUUGACCGACAUCCCUCAUGUGCCCGAACCAAUCAAGAAUGAAAUGUACGCUCCUCCGCCUCAAAACGGUUUUAUUGAAAAAAAUAUGCAUCACGAGCGAGAAAUGUUGCGACCCGAUGUAAAUACUACUAUGUCCGGUAUGACUCCUGUCGUACCUGUGUCGUCUAUUUUUGAUCCUGUGCCGACCGCUCCUCAUAGUGUUAUUGCUCAGUCGCACCAUAAUAUACCUGGUGCACCGAGUUUAUUAACGCCAGCAAUUAAAAAGGAGGAUAUUAAACCUUUGUUGACUCCUAAACCUAUUGAAGAUCUCAUGGGGGUACCUAAUAUGGGUCAAAAUAACAUAUCCGAUAGAGCUAAAUAUGAAAUGGAAAAGAAGAUAGAAGAUGCGAAGAAUUCAAAUUUUGCCCAAGCUUUCAAAUUGAAACAGGAGCAAAAUUUGAAGAAUGCUAGUUCUUGGUCAUCACUGGCGCAAGCUGGAAGUCCACAGAGUAUACCUAACAUGAAUACAAAUAACCAAAUUAAACAGAAGCCUGUUAUGGACAGUUUUCAAGCAUUCAAAAAACAAGCUAGAGAAAAAAUUGAUCGUCAGAGAGCACUGAUUGAACAGCAGGAAUUAAGAAAGAAAGAACAAGCUGAAAGAGAAAGACAACGCCAAGAGACAGAAAGGCGGCAUCCAGACGAAGAUAAAAUGAGGAUGGUGGUGGGCGCGGGCGCUCGCAAGGCGGAGAGCGCGGAGGUGGCGUCGCCGAGCGUGUCGCCGGUGGCGCGCGCGUCGCCGCCGGCCGCCGCCGCCGCCGCCGCCGCGCCCGACAAGCCCGCCGCCAGCGAGCGCGAGCGGCUGCGGCAGCGAGAGCAGGAGCGUCGGCGACGCGAAGCCAUGGCAGGACAGAUAGACAUGAAUCUUCAGAGUGAUUUGAUGGCCGCGUUUGAAGAAUCGUUGUAGUGUGUUUAAAAACGAAUAAGUAAAUGUACAUAAAAUAUAUAAAUAUAAAUAAAGCAAUGCAAUCUGUAAGGUGAUAAUGUGACACCAAAGUGAUUUGUGAUCGUUUGUGUGUGAAACGUUGACUAACAUGUGGUUAAGUGCUGUGAAUAGAUUACUUACUUUAAAUUAACUGUUGUACCAUCAUUUUGACUGUGGUCGUGCUGCGGGCCUUUAUAGGGGGUUGCAUUUUAAAUAUUGUGUACUAUAGUAAGAUUGUAUGUAAGUUCUUAAAGUAAACAACUCUCUUUACAUUUGUAAGUCUAUAUUUAUAUUUCGUUCUAGAAGCAUCUCCUACCUUCCAUUAUUGUUUUAUAGAAUAAACUAAUGACUAAAGUAUGGUAGUGAUUGAACAUUAAAUGAAAUCAAAAAAGGUUUAUUUUAUGCAAUUGAUUAAAAUAGACAAUCAACUAAACCAUGAAUUUGUUGUUGACGGCGUAUUUUCUCACUGAAUGUCACGCAACAUGAAGUCACUUUUUGUAUUUAUAUGUUAUGCUGUACUAUCAAAUGUUGCACAGUCCAGCAUACAGUGGGAAAGAACGUAGACUAUUAUGUAUUUAUUAGUAAAUGGAAAUUCUGUUACGUAUUCGAUUUUCGAUAAAUAUUGCUUAAUGUUAGUAGAUUUUUUAUCAGUCUGUCGUUUGAAAACAGAUCAAAUGUCAUACAUUUGGUUUGAAAUAUAUUUAUUUUACAUUGGAAAAUGUCUUUUAUGUUUGUAGAUAGAUCCAGUGGUAAAAUGUAGAUCAGGUGAUCCAAUUUUUACACUCCUGUAAUAAAGUAUGAUGAACCAUAGAUUAUAAUAUGAACCCAAAACAAGAAUAUUGUAUGUUGUUAAGCAAAUUUUAAUUUCAGUCACUUACUCCUCAAAAUCAAAUGUAGAUAUGAAGUAAAAUAUAUUGACAUUC
Molecule: messenger RNA, 5417 nt
Organism: Amyelois transitella
Lineage: Eukaryota; Metazoa; Arthropoda; Insecta; Lepidoptera; Pyralidae
Product: bromodomain-containing protein 3
Exons: 20
Coding region: 709-4476 (1255 amino acids)
Biological process (GO): chromatin remodeling; regulation of DNA-templated transcription
Cellular component (GO): nucleus; chromatin
Source: RefSeq, a predicted model, not a curated record